Nymphaea colorata (pocket water lily) is the source of this 1916-nucleotide messenger RNA. RefSeq lists its product as uncharacterized. NCBI's taxonomy places the organism in Eukaryota, Viridiplantae, Streptophyta, Magnoliopsida, Nymphaeales, Nymphaeaceae. The coding region runs from base 62 to 1567 and encodes 501 amino acids. The record is from RefSeq and is a predicted model, not a curated record. The transcript is spliced from 10 exons.
CCCUUCGCCGCGCGCCCGCGUCACUCCUCUCUCUCCCUUUCUCUCUGGUUAGGGCUUGCCGAUGGGUAUGACGAUGAGAAACGUUCAUUACCUGAGAGUCGUCCUCUUCCUUUGCCUGUAUUUGUAUCUAUUUGCUCCUGCAACGUCGCAGAAUCUCACAAUCGAUGCCGCUCAUCCUACAGCACUUUAUCUCUCUUCUGGCCAACUGGUGGAAGGUUCGCCAAUUUCUAAGCCUAGAAUCACAAUGGUUUGUCAGAGGAUUCAUGUACAAGGUGUUCCAAGGUUGCUGAAUCUAAAAAAAUAUUCAAAUACAUUCAGGGUGAAGGUAAAAAUUCUGGAAACAAGUUCUGAUGUUCAUCUACGAAAAGUUGUUAUAUGCUUUCAUAGGAACAUAUCCAUUGAGGUAGGGAUGUACCCUCCAGGGGAAUGGGAGAAACUUAGCAAGGAUACAUGGAUUGGAUCAAUGUCGCCAUAUGACUAUAGGCUGCUAGAUAUAUGCAUGCCUCCACCCUUUUUAUCCCUUGAAGUGUCAACUGAAGAAGAAACAAAGCUAUUUCGCUUGAUUUUCCUGGUUCUGGGCGCAUUGUUGAUAAUACUGUCCCCAGAAAUGAGCAAGUCAGCGAUGUUUUACUACAGUAAUGCAAUGAUUUUGGGCAUUGUUCUUGUCAUCUUAAUUGUGCUUUUUCAGGGUAUGAAGUUGCUGCCAACAGGUCGGAAGAGAUCUUUAAUGAUUUUUCUCUAUGGCUCAAUUGUUGGCUUGGGGACUGUCAUACUACGCUAUCUGUCUGGUUUGUUGCAUUCAGUUCUUUCAGAUAUUGGCCUGAAUGAGGAUAUAUACAAUCCUGUUGCGUUAUUUUUGCUAGUUUGCCUUGUUCUAGCAGGAGCAUGGUUGGGUUUCUGGGGAGUCAGGAAGCUUGUUUUAUCUGAAGAUGGGGCUGUUGAUGCUAGUGUUUCUCUUUUUGUGAGAUGGGCCAUUCGGAUUUUUGGUGCUGUGAUGAUCACUCAGAGUUCACUGGAUCCCCUUCUGGCAACAGGAGCAUUGGUCUUUGCAGCAUCUUUCUUACCCGCAAGUAGGACAGCCUUCGGGGAUGGAAUCUUUUAUCAUUGGUUGAUAAUUCUCAGGUACUUGGUUGAAGCAGUCAAAUGCAUCCCUCAGACAUUUUCUGCCAGGGACUACCUUUACGAGGGGACUUCAACAGACUUUUUUGAUGAAGUAUCGGGAAGGGAGACUAAAAUGUUCAAGCCUCGAACCAAAGCAUAUAAAUGGGUUCCCUGCACUAUAUUUGGACGAUCUGCUGUGACACCAGAGAAAAGCAAUUUUCGGCCAGAUAAAGGAACUUAUUUCUCUACAUUCCAUAGAACACCUGACAGGAAAAGGUUUUCUAAGGAAGAGUGGGAUGCAUUCACCAAGGAUGAGACCAGAAAAGCGUUGAAAGAACUUGUUUCAUCACCGGAGUUUGGACAGUGGGCUGUCAACAAUGCUGAAAGAAUCACUUUGUCACCUGCCAACCAUAAUGAUCGUGGCGAUACGACAAGAAGAGGAGGGCGGUGGUUCAAAUGGUUUUAGUUGUAUAAAUUUCAUUUAGUAGCAGGAAGUUAUUUGCAGCAGUGUCAGCGCACAGUCGUUGCAGAACUCAAAUUCAACACGAUCUGUCUCUGAUAGUAGCAACUAAGUACUAAGUAUUAACCAGUGAAUAUCGUUGUGGCUUUAUCCACGGACGAUAGGUUUGUAUAUUUGGGAGCUCGUAUCACAGAAGCAUGGGUUCUCACACUCGAGUUGCACCCGGGCGGCUUACUGUUUGCUCUUAAAUGAAUUUUCAGUUCCUUAUCAGUGAGCUUCAUGGUUUUUGUAAAUACACUAUUGUACCACUGUUCCUGCAGAUGCAAAAUGAAACACAUGGCAACAAUGGGUAGUC